AUGUUGUUCUUGUCUGGUGAUUGCCUGUGUCAGGUAACUUUGCCGCAAAGGACGAGCGAUGACUCGAUUUGCGAGUGUCCUUGCCACUUUCCGAGUGCAUAUACUAGCUUACAGCUGAGUGGUGAGCUGAGUAGCUCCAGACUGAAGGCUUUUGUACCAUGGCUUCUUCCACGAGAAGCCUUGGCUUACUUUCCAUCCUACGGCAACACUAGCUGUCUGCUUUGGCAGGGAGAUGGAUGCGAAAACAUUCGAGAAGAGACGCUGUGCGUAAACAGCCGUGACGGCAUGGCCCACGACUUGUUCGGCAACGUCAGAUUAGGCAAGCCCUGUGCUUGGCACACGGCAGGCGUAUGCGCGCGCGUCGAUGAUUGGACUCGCCGGCAAGAAAGUGCAAGUGACUACACGGUGGCCAAAUGCAAGGAGGGAGCAAGCAUUGACGACACGAUUGCUGCGGUGAAGCCUCCUGCGGCUUCCCAGGGCCAAUUCAGUUCGGACACCAGGGCUCUUUGCACCGGUUCCUGCAAAGGGGUCGAGUUUCAAGCGGAAAACAAGUACUGCGAGGUUUGGUACGGAGAUGUUCUCUUCUCGACGGAGAAUCCGGGUUUUGAAUGCUAUGUUCGUAAGGACGAGGCCCGUACUGUCGACAAAGUUACGUACUGGGACAUGACUGGGCUUGGCGUCCAGGACCAAGCCGCCAAGUUGGCGCUGGUCAAGCCAAAGGACCAAAGCUGCCUUCGCGCGGAACCUAAAGGCUGCGCUGCCUUGAAGGAUCGUUUCAGCUGUCUCAGCAGCAAAGAUGGCAGCGGGAAAGAGGACGUCCUUGGUCUGCAGGUGCAAGAUGAGCCAUGUGUCUGGUGUGGCGGCGGGCUGUGCCACACUGGCGGCUUGUCCAUGUGCGAGCCCUUUGACUACUUGCUUCGCGGGGGGGGCAAGGAUCAUGCCUUCGGAAGCUUCACGGCAUCCGGCACCUUCGAAACCCCGUCGUGCGAGGAAGGGCAGGCCUCCGUCUUUGCCCAGAGUGACACCUGGUGGCAGCCAGACCGGCCACUAGAGGCAGAGAUCCAAGAGCUGGUGCCGGUGACGGGAGGCUGUAUGUCUGUCCAGGACAUGGCGACAUGCCUGAGCAGCAAAGAUGGAAGCUCCAAUGCCACUUGGGGAUACACUCCGUACAAGGUGCAAGGCGAAGCCUGCGUGUGGUGCGGUGGAGUGCCCUGUACGGAUGCCAGCUCAUCGCUGUGCAUGCCCUUCGAUCUCGUCAUGAACGGACAGGGCCCUCACCACGACACCUUCUACGCAAAGCACUCGUUUAAGGUGGCUGCGAUCAAGGAGUCUCAGGUUGUUGUGGGUGCCGACGUGGAUGUGCAGUGCCUUUCAUCGGCCAACGAUGGAUGCAAUACGCUUACCGAUGCUUUCAAGUGCCUGGCUAGCGUUGACGGCCGCCCCAACGAGACAAUUUUCGGUCGCAAGGUAAAAGGUCAACCGUGCGUCUGGUGCAACGGCAGGACCUGCAACAGCGAGGGUGGGCUUUGCGAAGCAUAUGAUCUGCAGAUGAACGGUGAGAGCUACGUCUUUGCGACCAGCUACGACAAGAACCCUAUGGUGGCUCAAUGUGAGGGUGGCAUGGUCAAAGCACAUCCUCAUGUGCAUUCGGCUGUUUUGGCACUUCCAGAGCCCAAGAUGGAGGAGUUGGGGUGCCUGAAUGUCGAGCCCGCGGGAUGCAUGUCCAUUACCGACAAGAUUCAUUGCCUUAGCAGUGUCGAUGGCUCUGUUGGUGCCUCCUAUGGUGGCCUUCGCAUCCGCGGGCAGCCGUGCGUGUGGUGCGGUGGCACGUCUUGCACAAACGGUGGAAGCUUCAAGUGUGCUCCAUACGAGUAUCUCGCCAAAGGCGCAACCAAGGUGUUUCCCCAUGUGACCGCAGUAUCUGCAACCGUGGCCCAGUGCCAUGCCACAAGCCGCUCCUUCCCAGAAGAAGAGACUGCCUGCCUCAAGAUUGCGGAGACGGGCUGCAAUGAGAUCCGGGACAUGGCAACCUGCGUGAGCAGCAAAGAAGGCCGCCCGUACGAGUACAUCGCAGGCUUCAAGGUCAAAGGGGAGCCUUGCGUGUGGUGCGGUGGCGGGCAGUGCAACUCCGGAUCGAUCACCUCCUGCGAGCCGUAUGACUGGGCUGUCAACGGGGCAGGCCACGUUUUCGCAACCCAGAUGAGCACCAGCCUGUACUCCAGGGCGGCCUGCGACAAGGACGGCCAGCCGGGUCCGGUGCAGUUGCCGAGCCAGAUGGAGGUGCAUGGCUUCCACCAAUCCGUGCAGUGCGGACAUCCCAACCCAGUCUGGAUGAAAGUGGGCAAGACUUGCGGCUUCUGCAAGGUGUUGGUUCCUUCGAUCAAGGAGCAGUUUGCCACCUGUGCAGACUACUGCGCCUCCCAAGGUGGCUUGCAGUGCAAGUCGGCUGCUUUCGGUUCUCUGGAUAGCUGCGAUGUGAAGCAAGCUGCCACCUGCGGCACGAACUUCGAGGUCUACGGCCACGCCAUCUGCGAGUGCCAGCCACCGGAGAGCCCCUUCAAGGCAGCCAACGCGGCGUUCGCCGGUUCGGUGUCCGCACCGAAGGCUGAUGACAUGAAAUGCCUCAACGCUGUGGACACAGGCUGCGGCUCAAUCAAGGACAAGCUGAUUUGCCUCAGCAGCCUGGACGGAAGCCCAAAUGCAACUUACCGCUCGACGAAGAUUGCCGGGCAGCCGUGUGCCUGGUGUGGUGGAGUGGCCUGCACAUCGCACGAUCCCAGCGUGAUGUGUGUGGCUUUGGACUUCCUUGUCAACGGGCAGGGCCCUGCGUAUGCCACCCGCCACGUCGCUGCACCCUCCGUUGAUGUAGCGGGCUGCGACAAGGCAAAAUCUGUGAGAAACUUCGGCGAUGUCACCUGCCUCAAGCGCGUAUCAGACGGAUGCAACACCCUCAAGGACAGAGACAGUUGCCUGCAAAGCGUCGACGGCCGUCCCUACGCUCAAGUCGCGGGACUCAAGGUGGAGGGCCAGCCGUGUGUGUGGUGCGGUGGAUUGCCUUGCACCUCCAACAACGGAAACCUCUGCGAACCCUACGAGUUUGCGACCCACGGCGAAGGACAUGCCUAUGACUUCAACAAUGAUUACAACUACUACUCCGCGGCUUGCGAGGCUGGAGAGCCUGUUCAGCACACCAUGAGCAGCGCCGUUGCCAUGACCGGAGUCACUGCUGCCGUUUCGACCUCGGUUUGCUCCUUCCUGGAAAAGCGCCGUGGGACCGUCCUGGUAGCCACGGAGGCUCGGCGGGGACACGACCCGACCCGACCGAGUCCGCGUGCUUCCGGUGCUGGUGCGGACCAUGCCCAGGCGGCCAAGUCCUACCUGAACUGCGAGUCCUACUGCCAGGCACAAGGAGAGCCUUCAGAGCUUCGCGAGACUUUUCCCAUGCUGUGUUCUGCGCGAUGCAGGGCGACUCUCCGUGCCAUGCCAGCGAUGAGCUGCACUGCAGAGUUCCCGAAGGACGUCUCCCCGAUCUGCGAAUGCGCUGCGCCCAGCGUCAAGGAGAACGAUGUGAACGGGAGAUUUGCGGAGACUGUUGCACGUCCGGAUGAGGCGUGUCGAGCAGUGCAGCUAGAAGGGAUACGAGAUCGCUUGGCCGUAGGAGACGGGUUGCAGCGCUUUGAAGAGCAGGGUAGCAAGGACGCGAGCGCGGAGAGCUAUCGUGGCUUGAAAAUGGCGGGUGAGCCGUGUGUGUGGCCUUGCACAAGUCACAGCGAAGCAAAGUGUGCCCCUUACGACUUCCUCGCGGGGGGUCAAGGACUGGCCUUCGAGACCCGCCAGGCUGCUUCUGUGAUGGAUGUGGCCCACUGCAAGGAAGCCAGCCGCACCUGGGAAAACGUCGGCUGCCUCGCUCGGGCAACAGAUGGCUGCCACAGUCUCACGGAGAAGGAUGCUUGCUUGUCACACGUUGAUGGCCGCCCUUAUGCGCAGAUCGCUGGCCUCAAGGUUGAGGGGCAGCCGUGCGUCUGGUGUGGCGGAACGGCCUGCCAUGAGAAGGGGACCAUGUGCGAGCCGUACGAGUAUGCGAUGCAGGGAGACGGUCAUGCCUUCGACGCAUCAGCUGCAAAGAGCACUUUCUUCACUGCUGCUUGCGAGGAUGGCAAGCCUGUGGAACACAGGGUCUCGUCUGCCCUGGUGGAAGCCGGCUUGCCGCUUCAGGUGGACUGCGGAGUUCCGAACCCGACUUGGGACAAGGUCCAGGUGGCGAAGGAGGCGAGCACGGGGCAGCGGAUGAGCACCAGCACAAUCCUCGUGUUCGGGUUCGAGCUCUCUGCCAGGCAACCUCACUUGUGCUGGGGCAUGGUCGGCACACCCGUACAGCGCUGCUCCUGGAUUCAGAACCGGGGCAUGUCCACCAAAACCUGCGCUGCAGAGUUUGCGGAUGAAGAGUGGCCAGUGUGCCAGUGCAGCCCUCCAGCUGCCACGGUGGCUGCCUCGUCGGCGGCCUUCGACUUGCCGCGCCCGGCAGAGGCUGAGCUCACCUGCCUGUACACAGCGGAGCAGGGCUGCAGUGCUCUGGACAACGAGCUGGACUGCCUCGGUAACAAGGACGGCAGCUCCGUGACCGACAUCAAGGGCCUGAAGGUUCAGGGAGCCUUGCACGGACUACAGCGCUUCGAAAUGCGUUCCCUACGACUUCUUGGCCCGGGGCCAGGGCCUGGCAGCUGCCCCAGUGAAGUGCAGAAGCAGGAGCUCAAGACUUUCAAGAGUGACUGCAAAUGUCCCGCCGCCGAGGCAGCUCCUAUCGCGGCUGAGGUUGCCAAGUGCAAGACUCAUCACCGCCCCUUCGGCGACACCAAGUGCCUGAAGCGGGUGACGGAGGGAUGCAACACGAUCCAGGAGCAGAAAGCAUGCCUGGCCAGCUACGAUGGCCGGCCAUACACGCAGAUCCGAGGCUUCAAGGUUGAGGGCCAGCCGUGCAUUUGGUGUGGUGGCGUGCCUUGCACCAGUGGCGGCAACCUCUGCGAGCCGUAUGAGUUCGGGAAGUACAGCGCGGAGAGUGCCGUCUGGUACACUGCUACCUGCGAGAAUGGUGAGCCGGUCGAGCAUGAGAUUCCAAGCAAUUUCGCCAACUAUGGACAAACGAUUCAUGUGAACUGCGGAACGCCAGAGCCUGUGUGGUUCAAAGUUGGCAAAGAAUGUGGCUUCUGCAAAGUGCAAGUUGCCGCCAUGGCCGCGGCCUCGCUUGGCGCACUCGGCGUGGCCUCGCUUCGCACUGCCUCGACGGCGAUGGCUUGCUCUGACACAUUCCCUGCUGACACUGCCCCAAUCUGCGAAUGCAAUCCGGCCUUCGGCAAGGCGGUGACUGUUCAGCCAAGACCAUCGGAGGCCAACAUGAAGUGCCUGAGAACUGAGGGUCUUGGAUGCUCCGCCGUCUCCGACAGGCUGAAUUGCUUGAGCAGCAAGGAUGCCAGCGACAAGGUUGCUGUGGCUGGCCUCAAGAUCCAGGGGGAGCCGUGCGUGUGGUGCGCCGACGGGCCCUGCACUAGCAACUCUGCCUCUCAAUGCGCCCCCUACGACUGGUUCGUGCGAGGUGAGGGUGUGGCCUUUACCACAAACCUGGCCACUGCCAACUUCAUUGUGGCUGAUUGCAAGGCGGACUCGGAUGCUGCGAUGGACCAUUCCAACGUUCAGUGUUUGGCCAAACAUACCAGCGGAUGCAACAGCAUCCAGGAUGAGCAGACGUGCCUCAGCAGCCUGGAUGGUCGACCGUACGAGUUCGUUGCUGGCUACAAGGCAGCUGGACAGCCUUGUGUGUGGUGUGGUGGUGGGGCAUGCACCUCGCAGAACGACAACAAAUGCGAGCCUUACGAUUACGUCGUCAAUGGUGCAGGACAUGCCUUCCAGACAUUCCAUGCCACGGGGCUGUGGAAGAUGGCAGCUUGCGAGGGCGGUCGCGUGGUCGCGCAUGCUCUUCCAAGCUCCUUCACUCACGGCACCAACCUGCAGGUGCAAUGUGGCUAUGGGCCGUUGGCCGUGUGGACUCACACCAGUCGAACCUGUGGCGAGUGCCAAGUGAACGUGCCGCAAAUGAAGGACAACUUUGCGACGUGCCAGCACUACUGCGAGCGCCAGCCUGGUGCUCCCAAGUGCUUGGGUGCUGCCAUCGCUCAUCAUCCCAACUCCUGCGACGUCCAUACCCCGGCGGCCUGCGACUACGAGUUCAAGAAGGACGAGGACGGCAUUUGCAAGUGCAGUGUGGUAAAGCCACCCCACGAGCGGGUCCAGGAGCUGUAUGCGCAGUGUGGCGGCAAGAACUGGAAGGGUUACAUGCAAUGCCAGGUUGGUGCUAUCUGCAAUGUUGUGAAUGACUGGUACUCGCAAUGCCAGCCAUCUUUGAGUGCCAAGCCGGGGGUGAAAAUCAAUCCAUUCGGGGCCGAUUCCGAGACCGCGCUUGGUGUGGACGAAGAGGAAGUGGCGGCUUCAAUGGCUGCCGGAGCAGGUGCAGCCAUUGAGACGCCCAAGGCAGGUCCAACCGUGGUGGUGGCACCGACGCCCAAGGCAGGUCCAAGCGUGGUGGUGUCACCGGUUGUGGCACCGGUUGUGGCGGUACCCCCGGUUGUGGCGCCACCGAAACCCAAGGCGGUUGUGGCGCCACCGGCGCCCAAGGCAGCAGUGCUAACGACCCCGUCGCCUCUGCCUAUGUUGGCAGCGGAUGCAGGAGUCGUACUCACAACUGCAGCGCUGCCAGAGGUAACGACACCCAAACCAGUGGCUUUGCCGGAACUGACGACUCCCGAAUCACCCAAGCCAGUGGCUUUGCCAGAGUUGACUACGCCCGAGCCUCCCACACCGGUCAGUGUUGCAACACCGGAGACAUCAAUGAUCCCUGCAGUCGCAGCUGCGGAGCAAGCAAAAGCGGGCUACAUCGCCGUCACUCCUGGUCCAUCUGAGUCUGCUGCGCCGACCGUGGCUCCUGCCGCCACCGUGGCUCCCGCUACCGUGGCUCCUGCCGCCACCGUGGCUCCUGCCGCCACCGUGGCUCCUGCCGCCACCGUGGCUCCUGCCGCCACCGUGGCUCCUGCCACCGUGGCUCCUGUGGCUGCAGUAUCUGCGACCACGGUGGCUCCUUUGCCUCCUUUGGCUACUGUGGCCCCUUUGGCUCCAGUUGCCAUCCGUGCCAAGGACGCCACUGACCAGUCAUCAGCCAUUGCUGAGACCACGGACACCGGGGCAAGCACAACAAAGAUGCCAUACUCUGUUCAGGCAGGGCUCAAUGCUGCGGCAUUGAAAAGAGACGACCACGGCACCGUGGCGGAGCAGGCCGUGUCUGCCGCGGCGACUGCCGGCUCCUACGAGGUGGCCAACUAUGGCGCAACCCAAUUGGAGGCGCAGGAAAAGGCACUGCAGGCAGCCGAAAGCGUGUUCGAGGAUGUGGGAGGCCUUCCCGAAGCCCAGGCAACUGUGGAGGGCGAGAAGGCACUCAAGACCGCAUUGGAUAUGGUCGGCGGAAAGUUUGAAGGUCCCGAUCUCCUGCAGCGUCACGGCUUUGCGGACUGCUGGGAGCCUUGCGGCAAGAAGGCAGGCUACUGCUCCGAUUUCUGCGGAAGAGGAAACGCCUGCUGUCGGAAGACAGGUGAUAUCGUCGUCCCGACGGAGUGCAUGAAUGUUUUCAGCUUCUACACGCCGCACUACGAAUGCAUCAAGCCCACGGCCAUCUACAUGCCGACCCAAAUCAAGGCCAAGGAAAUUGCGGCCAACGGCACGAUGGAGGUCGUGGAGGGAACGGUCGUCGUGGAGGAUGCCUCGGCAGUGGCCCAGCCAGACGACAGCUUCAGCACCUGGCAGUGGGUGUUGAUUGCAGCAACCAUUCUGGCCCUGCUCUGCGCUGGCGUCGUCUGUUGGACUUUGUCGGAGGGCAACAAGCGGUCGGUCCCACUCAAAACCUCGCGUGGGGUGGAGGUCGCCUCUCCGACCUCCACUGGUGCAGACCUGGAGCUUCAGGCUCCUUUGACGGCUGGAGCAGCUCUGGGUGCGGUUGCCGCGCCCGUCGUCUCGGCUGCGCCAAUCGUCUCGCAGCAGUAUCGCUUCCUGCCUGGGGGUACCUCGCAAGGUUACCAGGCAGCUCCGAUGGAUGAUGGACUUGUAGCCGUGGCCCAACCAAUCACCACCGGCAUGAUCUCAACUCCAGUUCCUAUGGCUGGAGCUGUCUACUACCCCUCCACGCAAGUAGCCUAUGCCCCGCUUGCAGCGUCGGUCGCUACCGUCGCUACCUCGACUCCAGUGCCCAUGGAACCGAUGAUGGCGGCUGGAAGUUCUGCGGUCCAGGGACCACCAACACAAUGUCCUGCCUGUGGCAACAUUUACGCUAUCGACAGCGUGUUCUGCCGCAAGUGCGGAAUGAAGCGGCCAGAACACUGA
Symbiodinium sp. CCMP2456 is the source of this 8418-nucleotide messenger RNA. The record is from the annotation of a GenBank genome assembly. Lineage: Eukaryota; Dinophyceae; Suessiales; Symbiodiniaceae.